Molecule: messenger RNA, 231 nt
Organism: Angiostrongylus costaricensis
Lineage: Eukaryota; Metazoa; Nematoda; Chromadorea; Rhabditida; Metastrongylidae
Source: the annotation of a GenBank genome assembly
AUGGAUGCAUAUUUCGCAGCUGUUGAAAUGCGUGACGAACCUCGUCUUCGAACGGUGCCAAUGGCUGUCGGUUCGUCGGCAAUGUUGAGCACGUCGAACUACCUAGCUCGUCGAUUUGGGGUCCGGGCAGCUAUGCCUGGUUUUAUUGCGAAGAAACUAUGUCCUCAACUAGAAGUCGUUCCAGGAAGUUUUGACAGCUAUCGGAGGGAAAGUGUGGUCGGUGUUUCAUAA